Molecule: messenger RNA, 3007 nt
Organism: Dermacentor silvarum
Lineage: Eukaryota; Metazoa; Arthropoda; Arachnida; Ixodida; Ixodidae
Product: integrin-linked kinase-associated serine/threonine phosphatase 2C-like
Biological process (GO): protein dephosphorylation
Molecular function (GO): protein serine/threonine phosphatase activity
Source: RefSeq, a predicted model, not a curated record
ACUAGUAGAACGUGAAAAUUUUAAACUUUAAUCCGAAUUCAUUAAGAUCAAAUUAUAUGACGCUUUACCUAAGUUGGUUUCCAAACGAAUUACGCUAUUUGAUCUUUAUAACCUAAAAAGUCUGAAUAAUUCAAUUCAAAUAGAAACAUACGAAUCUUUUAAACUGUAGCUUCUUGUGAAGCUGCUUUAUUUUUGCUUAAGUCAAGUAAUUUCAUUUUCAUGUAUUCAGGAAGCGAUCAGCCAUGCGCGCGCUGGCUGGCGGCAGCCGGAAUCGUCAUGGGUUGUUGCAUUGGUUGUUGAGAGCGUCGCUCUAAACAGCGCAUGAUGUGUUCGAGCGACUUGAGGCAAUUUAAGCGCUUUCUCACAACUUAUGCUUAAAUUAACAGUAGUGGCGAGUCACCUGUGAGACAUUGCGUUUCUUUUCUUUUAUUGCUAGUGUUGAGUAUUGUUUAGAUAGCUUUCAGAUGGAUUUGUUCAGCGAUCUCCCAGAGCCAGAAAGCGUGUCCAAGGCCGUUCGGCGGGAGCCAGUGACCAAGGAGAUCAGCCGCAAACUGAUCACGAAGGCGCAGAACGACGCACUUUUCGACGAUUUGCCAUCGCCCUCAUCAGCUGAGGAAAAGGAGCCCGUUGCACAGCCGAUCAAGAGGCCACGAGAAGAUGAGGAGGACGCGCAGAAUAAGAGGCCCGCGCAAAGUGUCAUUACGCUGCGUGGUUUCGUGGCGGAACGCAAGGGAGAGCGGGAGGACAUGCAAGACGCGCACGUCAUUCAAGAUGCUUACCACACAGACAUUCCUCAAUUGCACGGUUCCAUAUGUCGGCUUGCAUACUAUGCUGUCUUUGAUGGGCACAACGGUUCCAGAGCGUCACGUCACGCAUCUCAGCAGCUGCAUCGGCAGCUCGCCACCCGAUUCCCGAAGGGUGACAUGAGCCAUGUGGAAAAGGAAAUCAAGCGAAGCAUCAUGGAAAGCUUCAAGAAGACAGACGAGGAUUUCCUCAAGAGGGCGGCGAGUUGCAAGCCCUCUUGGAAAGAUGGCACAACAGCUGUAAUUGUGGUUGCCAUUAACAAUACACUUUACAUUGCCAACCUCGGUGACAGCAAGGCCAUCUUGUGCCGAUACCACGAAGAGUCUCAGAAGCACAUCGCGCUUCCACUGAGCAAAGAUCACAGUCCCACAGACUACGGUGAAAGGAUGCGCAUCCAAAAAGCAGGAGGAUUUGUCAAGGACGGACGAGUGCUAGGUGUGCUGGAGGUGUCACGCUCUAUUGGGGAUGGCCAGUACAAGCGAUGUGGUGUCAGCUGCCUCCCAGACGUCAUGCGUUGCCAGCUGACGCCUGCCGACCAUUUCCUUGUGCUUGCCUGUGACGGUCUCUGGAAAGUCUUCACCUCAGACCAGGUUCUUGCAAGUGUGCUCGCCACAUUGCAGGAUGAAACGAUAACAGCAGAAGGGGACAAGAAGAGGACACUGGAGCUGCGAUAUGAGGCCGCCUGCAGCAAACUCGCCAAUGAAGCUGUGCGAAAGCUGAGCGGAGACAAUGUCACCGUUGUCAUUGUUCACAUAGAGAGAGACAGGCAGUGAAUCUUUGGGCCAGCUUCGGCUAGCGAUUGCUGGUUAUUCCUGGUAUUGGUGCCCCAGGGAGGUUCUUAUGCAGCAAUAUUACUUUUUGUUCAACCUUCUCUUUUCCUUUAUCUCUCUUUCAUUUUGAGACAGUCCACUCAUCCCCUGCUCAUACCUUGCUCAUCUUCAUGCUGUUGUUGUUAUUUUUUUAGUGCUGAAUAUUUGUUAGAUUUUUUUCAGAGCACAUAGGCAAGUGUGACUGACUGGUUUGAGAAAAUUAUUUAAAAACUACUCCUGAGGGUGUUAAUUGAAUGAAUAUUAGCGCAUAACUUCACUGUGAUGACAGACCGCACAUAUUCAGUCUGGCGAAAGCACCGAACACAUCAGCAAAAUGUGUUGCUAUGUAAAGAAAACAACUCUGUACAGAGGAAUGUAUUGAUUCCAAUUGCUGUCUCCAUUGCAGCUAACUAUGCUUUCAUUUCGCCCCCAGUCGAAGCUACCUGUGGCAAUUUCUGUUCAUCAGAUGAAUCCUUUUGUUUGUGUGUUUGUCAAAUUGUCAAAUUUUAAUCGGGCUCCUUGCUGGUUUCAUUAUGAACCAAAAUUUGGUGAGGAAAUAUAUUAGCAGGUUCUUCAGCAUGCUCGGGCUCCUAAUGAAGUUAAUGAGUGGGAGGGAAAGAUAAGCUAUUUUUUUUUCUGUGGAAAAUUUCAGAAACCCAUUAGGUAGGAAAAUGGUAUAUUACAUUCAAUCUCACUUCGUCCUAAUUUGCUGGCUUCUACCUUGUUUGUGUGUGUGUGUGUCACAUGAGGGUUACAUAUGCCAUUUAAUUUUUGUUGUAAGGAAUACCAAGUGAAAGCAAUUAAAGCAUCUGUCACAUUUCAGCACUAAAAAAGAAGGGAUCACUGAACACACACCUUUCUUGUUGUUUACCAUGUUCUGUUCUUAACACAUUGCAUCAUUGGUUUUUUGCGAAGCAUUCAACAUGCAGGAUCAUUUGAAAUGCUCCCUCUUGUGGGCUAAGUUUUUUUAAUUCUUAUGUACUCCUAAUGUGGGAGUUUUCUUACAGAAAAUGUAUCGCAACAAAAGGUCAUUUUUUUCUGUGUAUUUUCCUACUUCAAGUUAUAAAUGCCCCCUUUGUUUGCUGCCUAUUCCUUAAAGCUUGGUCUUCAGGCAGCUGUGUGCAUUGAAAGAUUUCUGGUCAGUUGCCUCUUAACGCUGCAUGUUCCUGUGAUGCCAUAUUUGCCUGCUGAUGUACUGAGCUUUGCUCAACGCUCGCACUACGGAGAAUGCACACCCUUUCUUCCAUGUCUUUCUCUUUUUUUUUUUUUUUUUUUGCUCUAAGUGUGAGCGAUAUGCGACCUAAGCAGUGCCUAAGUGCUUUGCAUUGUCAAAAUUAUUGUCACCAAUGUUUGCAAAAUGUUAUAUAAUAAAGAACCACACUGUGCCACAGAAA